GGCACCUCCCAGUGCCUUACACUAACCUAGGGUGGCUGUCGUUUUCAUGGACUUAGUAUGACUGCAUGACCACAACGGUACCUGGUACUAUUCCAUCUGCAUCCUUGGAACUUCAUGUGCCAGCUAUCAGUCCAUAAUCAGCCCAUAGAAUUUGCACGAUCUUGACCGCAUGAUCCUAACUUUAUUCAUCUAACAAGCUUUGGCGUCCAUCCUAGAUACGUCAUGUCCUGGAUACUUCUAACAAGACAGCAACUUCCCACUAUCCUCACGCGACUAUUCCGCCUGGCAUAGCACACAAUGGCCUUAUACAUCGACCAUUUGCUCGAUUUCACUCGCUGCAUACUAUGCGGAUGUGCCACCGCCACGCCGUCUCCAGUCUGGCUUGACACAAUCCGCGUGCUACAUCCCACACCCCAUGGAUGGAUAAGCUUAACGGGGAUAGCCAGCAAGUACAACAAGGUCGCCACGGGGGCUCACAAGAAUAGGAAAAUCAAGUUUAACGACUACCCCAACUGCCCACUGAAGCCCUGGGAGAGCCGGCAUUGUUGCUCCAAUCCAAGCGAGGAAUUUUUCAUUGUGCAUGAGCAGUGCUGGCAAUACGCAGAGAAAAAGCUUUACCCAAGCGGUAAGCCUAAUCUGCGAGAAUUGUAUGAAGUCUUGUGUGAAGUACCGCCGUCGAGGGAUCCUGCAUAUUCUGAUCCCAGCCAGUACCACCCUUGCAGAGAGAAGACCCUGGAGGAAUUCCUCCAGGGUGACAGGGAAUUCCCUGAGCCCUCCAGCUCCAUGAAGGAGAAGACCAGCUCUUCUUCUAACCCCACCGAUCCUUUCCGACGACUGCCUCUCGAAAUCCGCGAAAAAGUAGCACUUUUACUUCCCAGCCAUGAAUUCCUGGAUCUGCGUCGAGUCUCACGAGCAAUGAGCACCGUCUUCCAUGAUAACUUCUUCUGGAAGUCACGGUUCAAACGGGACGCUGAUCGUGGAUACCUCGAUUAUAUCGCCUGCGGCGUUACUGACCUUGAUCAAAGCGGGAUCCAAAGUCAAUAUACUGACUGGGGGCUUCUUUACCAUGCUUCCAUGAAUAUUGGGAACAAAUUAGAGACGACCGUCAAGGUUUGGGAAGUUGUCCAGUGGAUAAAGGAUGUCCUUGCUGCGCAGAAUGGCUUGCAGGAAUCACCAUUGUGGUUCUCUGGGCGCGCACUACAGCAUUAUCACAAUGACUCAUGCGCCACAGGUAGAAGAGUUGAAAGAGCCAAAAUUUCACCCUCUCUAGUUAAGAUUGGUGUGACGAUGGUAUCGAGCAAGACGGUCCACGAGAGGGACGAAGCCCAGGCAGGUUGGAAAGUGUUCGAGACUGAGACGGACAUCCUAGCAGUGGAGUUCAUCAGCAAAGAGCAUGAAAACAUCACCCUGGGGACUAGAAACAAAAAAUCAAAGAACAUAUGCCCUCGGGACCUGCAGAAGAAAAUGGACGCUUACUACGGCCAGGAGAAUGCCGGGGGCGAAACCAAAAAGUCGGCCCCCGAGAGUCCGUUCGAUGGCAAUGGCGUCCGUAUACUUUUCAACGCAAAGCCCGAGGAUUUCGGUGGCUUCCGCAUAAGAUAUUUCAAUGAGAAGAUCUCGUCUUUGGGAGUGCUGUCGAAGAACAUGGCGUAUUCCCGCAGGAAUGAGCCACAAGCUUUCGGGUUUGAUGCCAAUGAUAAAUGUGCAUUUGAUAUUGGAAUGGAAAUGGAGGAUAUAGUUGAGGUUGUCGCUACGUUUGAGGGUCGAUUACUUGUAGACUUGGGUGUCAGAGGAUCCCGAGAGGACUACUGGACGUAGAAAAGUUGCUCUAAAGGAUACAAAAGCGAAUUGCCAUCUUGUUAGCAG
This is a messenger RNA of Aspergillus versicolor CBS 583.65, 1866 nucleotides long. RefSeq lists its product as uncharacterized. The transcript has 4 exons. Bases 298 to 1818 code for a protein of 506 amino acids. Gene Ontology annotation, molecular function: protein binding. The record is from RefSeq and is a predicted model, not a curated record. Lineage: Eukaryota; Fungi; Ascomycota; Eurotiomycetes; Eurotiales; Aspergillaceae.